This is a messenger RNA of Betta splendens (Siamese fighting fish), 2732 nucleotides long. RefSeq names its product AP-2 complex subunit mu-A. Gene Ontology annotation, molecular function: clathrin-cargo adaptor activity. Bases 405 to 1733 code for a protein of 442 amino acids. NCBI's taxonomy places the organism in Eukaryota, Metazoa, Chordata, Actinopteri, Anabantiformes, Osphronemidae. Gene Ontology annotation, biological process: clathrin-dependent endocytosis; intracellular protein transport. The record is from RefSeq and is a predicted model, not a curated record. Gene Ontology annotation, cellular component: AP-2 adaptor complex; cytoplasmic vesicle. The transcript has 13 exons.
UUCCCGUGCACGGAGGGCCGGAGACCGGCCCCACCGCUGGAACUACUGAAAUAUUUGAUUCUUUGGCUAAAAGCUUCCUGCAUAGACCAUAAAACCGAUUAUAAGUGACCAGUACCAUGUGUAGCUUAUCAUAACAAGAGCCGGGUGUGGUUUACUCGUCGCUCCAGCCGCGCCUUUUCCUGCCAAGGCGGAAAGGCUGCGCGUGAGGACGGCGGGUCAGCUGACAGCUAGCGGAGCACCAGAAGGAAGGAGCGGAAUUAGCGGGUGUGUGGACUGGGAGCCUGCUGGAUCCUGACACAAGCUACGUGAGGCCAGAGAGAGGAACGCAAACGGGUGGCGUUCGUGAGAGAACUUGGGCGGGGUUUGGAUUCACCAUGGACAGUUGGGACUGAGAAGCAGCCACAAUGAUUGGAGGACUGUUCAUCUACAACCACAAGGGGGAGGUCCUCAUCUCCCGAGUCUACCGAGAUGAUAUAGGGCGCAACGCGGUGGACGCCUUCCGUGUGAACGUGAUCCACGCCCGCCAGCAGGUCCGAUCCCCAGUGACCAACAUCGCCCGCACCAGCUUUUUCCAUGUCAAGCGUUCCAACAUCUGGCUGGCAGCGGUCACCAAGCAGAAUGUCAACGCCGCCAUGGUGUUCGAGUUCCUUUACAAGAUGUGCGACGUCAUGACGGCCUACUUUGGAAAGAUCAGCGAGGAGAACAUCAAGAACAACUUUGUGCUCAUCUACGAGCUGUUGGAUGAGAUCCUGGACUUUGGCUACCCCCAGAACUCAGAGACUGGAGCUCUGAAGACCUUCAUCACCCAGCAGGGCAUUAAGGGACAGCACCAGACAAAAGAGGAGCAGUCUCAGAUCACCAGCCAGGUGACAGGACAGAUCGGCUGGCGUCGAGAGGGUAUUAAAUAUCGCCGCAAUGAGCUUUUUCUGGAUGUCCUGGAGAGUGUCAACCUGCUCAUGUCACCUCAAGGCCAGGUCCUGAGCGCCCACGUGUCGGGUCGGGUAGUGAUGAAGAGCUAUCUAAGCGGGAUGCCAGAGUGUAAAUUUGGCAUGAACGACAAGAUUGUCAUCGACAAGCAGGGCAAGGGAGGAGCGUCCGACGACGCAGGGAAGAGUGAUUUAGGGGGAGGAAGUGGGAAGCAGUCCAUUGCCAUCGACGACUGUACUUUCCACCAGUGUGUGCGCCUCAGUAAGUUUGACUCUGAGCGUAGCAUCAGCUUCAUCCCCCCUGAUGGAGAGUAUGAGCUCAUGAGGUACCGGACCACUAAAGACAUCAUCCUGCCGUUCCGAGUAAUUCCUCUGGUUAGGGAGGUGGGCCGCACUAAACUGGAGGUUAAAGUGGUCAUCAAGUCCAACUUUAAACCCUCACUGCUGGCUCAGAAGAUUGAGGUUCGCAUCCCAACUCCCCUCAAUACUAGUGGUGUACAGGUGAUUUGUAUGAAGGGAAAAGCAAAGUACAAGGCCAGUGAGAACGCCAUAGUGUGGAAGAUCAAGCGCAUGGCUGGGAUGAAGGAGUCUCAGAUCAGUGCUGAGAUCGAGCUGCUGCCCACCAAUGAUAAAAAGAAAUGGGCCAGGCCUCCAAUCUCUAUGAACUUUGAGGUUCCUUUUGCACCGUCUGGUCUGAAGGUGCGCUACUUGAAGGUGUUUGAGUCCAAGCUCAACUACAGUGACCACGACGUUAUAAAAUGGGUGCGGUACAUCGGCCGCUCCGGCAUCUAUGAAACCCGCUGCUAAAGUUCAACCCUAACCGGCAGCGAACUUACCACUUUCCUCCCAUUUAUCCUGUUAAGAUUUUUUUCUCCUCUUCCUCCUUUGUCUCUACCCUCCCAACAAACCCUUUAUAGCUUCUCUCGUACAACCCCACCUCCACCCUCUCCCCCUCCCUAAAUAGGUGUCGGAGACUGAAUUUACAUCGUUUAAAAAAAGAAAAUAUGGUAUAUUGCACAGAUAUAUGCAAAAUGUGAACCAUUGUAUCGUAUAUAUCUCGUAGUGAUGAGUAAACCUGUAAACCAACUGGUGUCUGAGAGUAAGACGAGUGAUGUGAGGGGGGGGCCAGGGGGAGAGGACUGGAAACACCUUGUGUGUUUAAGGUUCCUUUGUUCUUUUUAUUCAGCGUGAUCGUUCACUAUAUCCUCUCCAGUUACAUUAGACGUCCCUCUGGUCCAUGAGUUAUCCCUGGUAAGAUGAUUUGUAGCUGUUGUGGUUUAUAGUAAAUUCUAAUAUUGUUCCUGUAUGAGCAUCUGUCUCAGUAAAGUCUACCCUUCAAAUUAAAAAGCACUGUCUGCUUCUGUAUUGUGAACAAACGUGGCACUUGAUCUCAGAUACUCGGUCUUUGUCACCCAGAUGGAGAAGAACGUAAACAUUUCUUUCAGCGUAGGCUUUUUGUGGCUAAUUGGGAAAGAAUUCACAUUGACUGAGCUGUUUUUGUGCAUUGUAAAGUGUUUCUUUCCCCUGCUGUCAUUUACUGUGAACCCUCCCGGCAUUCGAGUGACGUUAAAGUGUAUGGAACAUUCCAGACAGAUGUGAGGUGGGAUCAUCAUUACCAGAAGUUGUGACUCACAUUUUCUAAAUAUUCCUUAAGCACUAAUAUCAGUUCCGAGUCCAAGGUCAGGCCCUGGGAGUGUUUGCAGUGAGGCGAGGUCUCCCCCUGGUGUUUGCCUCAUCGCUGUCUGCUUCUUCAUGUUUGUAGCCCUGGUGACCGUUCUGUCCAAUAAAACCUGACUAUGUAACCGA